This is a messenger RNA of Zeugodacus cucurbitae (melon fly), 931 nucleotides long. RefSeq names its product transmembrane protein 179. NCBI's taxonomy places the organism in Eukaryota, Metazoa, Arthropoda, Insecta, Diptera, Tephritidae. Bases 94 to 786 code for a protein of 230 amino acids. The transcript has 4 exons. The record is from RefSeq and is a predicted model, not a curated record.
CGAUUUGUUAUCGGCAGUGCAUAUUUUGAUAGCAUUGAGUUUGUUUAUUGUAAUUAUAAGAGGAAAUAUUAAUAUACUGAAGUUUAUCAUAAAAUGGUUUUGGCAAAUGUGUUAGUAUUAAGUCAAAUCGCUGGUCAUGUAAUAUUAGUUAUAUUAUCGUUGUGCAUGAUGGUGCCACUUGGUAUGAGUAUCCAUGAAUUUGGUGGCCAUUGCUUGCUUUUUACAAGUGGAAAAUGGCGUGAAGAAGAUGGAAUGUUUGAAGUAAAAUGGUCAUCGACAAGUUUUUGUAGCUUUCCCCUUUUUACUGCAAUGUUUCUAUUCUCAGUAUCAACUUUACAGAUUUAUCGGUACUCUCGGAUGAAAGAGGAAGCUUCAUUUCUUUCUUUAUUCAUAGACGUUGUGGUUGGUAUUUGGAUGUUAGCCUUUUCUAUCUUGUCAGCAAUUAUGGUGACUUUAGGAUUUAUUGUAUGGUGUGAUGGAAUGACUGAACGCUUUCCGUCAUGUGAAACCGCAGCUGGACAAAAUAUCAUACACGGUGACCAAGACCAUAUAGACACAUCUGGCUUCUAUAUUGAAAUGGGAACAGCUCAGUUCGGCGCUUGGGGUUCUUUUGCAAUAUCGGUUGGAAUUGGAGUUAUAGCACUUCUUAAACUCAUUCAAAAUCAUCAAGUACGUAACAUUAAAGUUUCUAUGUACUUGGAACGUCAAAGACUGGUGAAUCAACAUCUACAACAAUUAGAUGGACAAUCUGCAACUCCGACUAUUGCUGAAGCCAAUAAUAAAUAAUAAUUACAUGUGAUAUAGACAAAUUUUAAAUUACCUAAACACUACUCUUAUACUCUAAAUUAUAUGUUUUUAAUGUUUGCAUUUUACGAUUAUUAAAUGUAUCAAUUAAAUAAUUUAACCUGUACCACAACAUCAAUGUUACAAA